Molecule: messenger RNA, 1032 nt
Organism: Oxyura jamaicensis (ruddy duck)
Lineage: Eukaryota; Metazoa; Chordata; Aves; Anseriformes; Anatidae
Product: pulmonary surfactant-associated protein C-like
Exons: 4
Coding region: 1-669 (222 amino acids)
Biological process (GO): respiratory gaseous exchange by respiratory system
Cellular component (GO): extracellular region; alveolar lamellar body
Source: RefSeq, a predicted model, not a curated record
AUGGGAACCCUUCCCCGCCCUCCUGCACCCCCUGGCCCCAUCUCCUUGCCCCCAACCUCAUCUCUCCACAUUCCCCCCGCCCCGCAGGACGCAGACAAGGGCUGCUGCGGCUCCUGCUGCCUGCCCUGCGCCGUUUGCUGCCCCAAAUGCUCCCGCUGCUGCCGCCCCGGCUGCUCGUGCCUCAAGGGCUGCCUGUGCUUCGUGCCCCGCCUGCUCUGCUCCCUGCCCCGCAAGCUGCUCGGCUGCCACCACCUCAAGUGCCUCCUGAUCGUGGUGGUGGUGGUGGUCCUGCUGGUCGUCGUCAUCGCCGGCGCCCUGCUGAUGUGGCUGCACGUGGAGCGGGGCCACGCCGACGCCGUCCUGCGGACGGGCACGGGACGGGCGUGGGAAGAGGACGCGGCCACUUUCUACGUGGACGGCGGAGCUGGAAAUGUGGCCACGGUGGUCUACGACUACAAGAACCUGCUGGUGAGCUACAGGUCGCGGCUGCACCACGCCUGCUACGUCACCCGCAUGGACAAGGACAACAUCCCGGGGCUGGAUGCGGCCACCGAGGCUUUCCAGCGCCGGCAGGCUGAGCAGAGGCUGGCCAUGCCCCUGGACGACCGCUCCCUGCUGGGCACCACGGCGAGCAUCCUGUGCAGCAUCGUCCCCAUCUACUGGAUUUAGGGCAGGCUGGGUGAGCGCUGGGGGUGGGGUGGGGGGGUUUAGGGGCCCCCCAUCCUCGCAGCGGCACCCUCACGGUGUCAGGUUUGCCUUGCAGCAGCCCCGACGGUCACGGCCUCACCUCCAGCCCUCCUCCUGCACGUCGGCGGGACGGGAGCAUCGCCAGCAGCCUCCUCCUCCCACCCCCCCCCCCAACAGCCCCCAGCUCCCAGGGGGGUGCGAAAUUUGGGGAGGGGGCUGGCGGGGGGGCUGUGGGGGGUGUCUGCUGGGGUGAGCGCACUGCGCCGCCUGCGCCUCGCCGGGGGACAGCUGGUUGUCACUUUGUCUUCUCAGCUUCGCCGAGCCCAAGCGCAAAAAUGAGCUUAA